Molecule: messenger RNA, 3215 nt
Organism: Rhineura floridana
Lineage: Eukaryota; Metazoa; Chordata; Lepidosauria; Squamata; Rhineuridae
Gene: DBN1
Product: drebrin 1
Exons: 14
Coding region: 338-2329 (663 amino acids)
Biological process (GO): positive regulation of dendritic spine morphogenesis; neuron projection morphogenesis; postsynaptic actin cytoskeleton organization
Cellular component (GO): cortical actin cytoskeleton; plasma membrane; dendrite
Molecular function (GO): actin filament binding
Source: RefSeq, a predicted model, not a curated record
AUCCACCACGUAUGUGGUGCCUGAAGUGAACCAACUCAAGAUGGCUGAUUCCAGCAGGCACCCACAUGUGGACAAAUCGGGAGGACGGUGUUGGUGUUGGGCGAGAUCGCCAAGGGGUGGGAGGUGGAGGCUGAGCCUCAGCAGGCGCUAGGACCGGGUGUGCUAACAGGCGGAGCCUCCGCCCCUCGCCCGCCUGCCCGGUUCCCUCAGUUGCUGAUACUGCUGCAGUGUCUCCGAAGUGAGCAGGCAGGCGGCCUGUCUCUAUCCGAGCGCGGCUCCUUCGCUGCCCCCCCCCCGACGAGCCCCAGAAGCAGCAGCAUCCCCCACCGCCGCCGGCAUGGCUGGCGUGAGCUUCAGUGCGAAUCGCCUGGAGUUGCUGGCCUCGUAUCAGGAGGUGAUUGGAGAAGACAGCCCCACCGACUGGGCUUUGUACACUUAUGAAGAUGACUCUGAUAACCUGAAACUGGCUGCUUCGGGAACUGGUGGCCUUCAAGAGCUGUGUAGCCAUUUUGAGAAUCAGAAGGUGAUGUACGGAUUCUGCAGUGUCAAAGACCCCCAGGCCACCCUACCUAAAUACGUCCUUGUUAACUGGGUAGGAGAAGAUGUAGCUGAUGCCCGCAAGUGUGCCUGCGCUAGCCACGUGGCCAAGGUUGCUGAAUUCUUCCAGGGAGUGGAUGUCAUUGUCAAUGCCAGCAGCGUGGAAGACAUCGACCCAGGAGCCAUUGGGCAGCGUCUCUCCAAUGGCCUUGCCCGCAUCGCCAGUCCAGUGCUGCAUCGUCUUCGCCUGCGUGAGGAGGAGAAUGCGCAGCCUGUGGGCACCACUUAUCAGAAGACUGAUGCCGCUGUGGAGAUGAAACGACUCAACCGAGAGCAGUUCUGGGAGCAGGCCAAGAAAGAGGAAGAACUGCGCAAAGAGGAGGAGCGGAAGAAAGCCCUGGAUGAGCGGCUGCGUUUUGAGCAAGAGCGCAUGGAGCAAGAGAGGCAGGAGCAGGAGGAGCGUGAGAAGCGCUACCGAGAACGUGAGGAGCAGAUCGAGGAACACAGGCGAAAGCAGCAGACCCUGGAAGCCGAGGAAGCCAAGCAGCGGUUGAAGGAGCAGUCCAUCUUUGGGGAGCAGGAGGACGACGAAGACAGGCAGCAGCCCAAAAAGUCUGAGUCAGAGGUGGAGGAGGCAGCUGCCAUCAUUGCUCAGCGGCCCGAGAACCCCCGCGAGUUCUUCAGGCAGCAAGAGCGAGUGGCGUCCACCAGUUCAGAGACACCCCCGCCCUUCAACAGAACAGGCAGCCAGACGGAAAUGCAUAGAAAGGCAUCUGCCUCUGCCAGUAGCCCCUGUGACUCCAGUACAGCCUCGACGCCUGUUGGGGAGCAGAUUGAGCAUGCCCUGGAUGAGGUAACGGAGCAGAGUGCAUUGAAAGAUUCCUCCAGUCCAAGCAGCGAGGAGAUAGCAGUGGCAUCGGCUAUGAGCUGGGCUCCUCCCAGUGUGGAGCAGCCAAUGGAGAAGACCGAUGAGCCUCCUGGGGCAACAGCCUGGCAGGGAGUUGACUGGACAGAGCCACAGCAAGGCGAGGCUGGCCGCACUGAAGACCUGGUGCUUCCAGAGUCCAAAGAGGAGCCUCUGUUCCCAGAAGCCCCACCUCCCAAAGAAGAGCCUCUGUUCUCAGCAGCCUCACUGCCCAUGCCGAGUGAAGGUGCCCUGGAUCUGGGGGAGGCCUUUGGGUUCUCCCAGCCACCUGCCCCCCCAUCAGAGAACAUCCUUGACCUCUGGCAGAAUGACAGCACUGCUGUGGAACCCACCCCUCCUGAUGCCUGGGAGCUCCAGGGUGGGCCACCCACCCCAGCCCCGUGGGACCUUCAUGAUGGGCCUCCCAUGGCUGCCCCAAUGCUGAUUGAGGUGGAGCCCCCCCCAGGGGCACCAGAGCCUCCAUCCUCUGCAAACCUUCUUGAAGAUAACCUGUUGAACUUCAAUGACCUGCCUGAACCCCCAGCCACCUUUUGUGAUGCAGAGCAGGAGGAAGAGCCGGCAAGCAUAAUUGCGAUUGAGGGGCUGCACCAGAUGACACUCAGCUAUCAGCAUGCCCUGCAGGAAGCCUCUGGGGUGCACCAAGAAUCCCAGCUGCUCACCAACGGGGAGACAGCCCAAAAGGAAAGUACGCAGACCAGUGAGGGUUAUUUCAGCCAAUCACAAGAUGAAGACUUUAACCAAUCAGAGGAACCAUCUGCUAAAGCUCCUCCUCCAGUAUUCUACAAUAAGCCCCCAGAGAUUGAUAUCACCUGUUGGGAUGCUGACCCAGUGCCAGAAGAUGAGGAGAACUUUGGGGGCAGCGUUUAAGGCCAGCUCCCAUGUCCAACUCCUGUAUCCUGCACCCAGCAAGCCCAGCAGGUGCAAGCCUGGAGCAGCCGCAGUGAGGGCCUGGUGCCUGCUUGCUCCGUAUUGUAGCCCUGCGGUCUAAGGCCUCAGAUUGUGCCCCAGCCAGAUAGGAUAUUCUCCGUGGUACUCCGGGGUAACUUUUUCCAGCGCUCUCUCUCUCUCUUUCUUUUUCUAAUGUUGUCAAAUAGGAAACGUGUAAAUCUGCCUGGUCCCCUCUUUGUUGGUAGCUUCCCUGCAGAUCCUUUCCCUGUUGCCUCUGCCCAUUGGGUUUUUUCUGAUUCCCCCACCCCCUAUGCCAUUUAUGCCAUCUGGGUUAAUCUCCUACGAGUGCUGCUCUUGGGGGUGGAUGGGGAGGGGCCCUUCCUCCUCCUCCUCUCAGACUCUGCCCAGAGUUGUGAGUAUUUUGCACGAAUUUAAAAUAAAAUAUGGCAAUAAAAUGGCCCAGUGUGGGCAAGGCUCUGGCUCCCAUCUUCCACCUUCUUCAUUUGGUCCCCAACACACUUGAUACCCAGGGAAGCAAGCAGAGCCCCAUGUCCAGCUCUGGGCUCCAGCAGGAAUUAGCAGCAAGGAACUGCCCCUACCCUGAGUUCAGCUCCGUGGCCCUGUGUUUCAGAACCAGCCCAUUUCAGACCCUUCUCCUUAGGCCUUUGUUUGCCCUGAGAGCCUGGGACAAGGGGAGAUUCUGGGUGGGCUCCCCACUCCACUCUUUCCUCUUCCCCCAACCUCUUUCCUCUUCCAUUCCAUGCUUGGUUUCCUUUCUCUCACGUACCGUAAUUGUUUUUUUGAAAGCACAACUUCUGUAACAGCAAUGUGCUUAUGUAUGUUAAUAAAUAAAUUGGUUCCAAGC